Trifolium pratense (red clover) is the source of this 1316-nucleotide messenger RNA. RefSeq names its product calcium-binding protein CBP-like. Lineage: Eukaryota; Viridiplantae; Streptophyta; Magnoliopsida; Fabales; Fabaceae. The coding region runs from base 91 to 1047 and encodes 318 amino acids. The transcript has 5 exons. The record is from RefSeq and is a predicted model, not a curated record. Gene Ontology annotation, molecular function: calcium ion binding.
UAAGUCCUAACUCCUAUAAAUUCAGACCUCAGCAAAAACCUCUUCUUUGUGACUACUCUUUAACUCCUUUCUCCAAAUCACCCUUUCAACAUGUCCGGUUACCCAAAUCAGCCUCCCAGUUACGGUUACGGCGCACCACCUCCAUCUCAAUCCUACGGUGCGCCACCUCCAUCUCAAUCCCACGGCUCACAUCCACCUCCAUCUCAAUCCUACGGAGCUCCCCCUACCUCUCAGUCCUACGGAGCACCUCCUCCAUCUCAGUCCUACGGAGCACCUCCUCCAUCUCAGUCCUACGGAGCUCCUCCUCCAUCUCAGUCCUACGGAGCUCCUCCUCCAUCUCAGUCCUAUGGCGCACCUCCCUCCGGCUCCUACGGCCAACCUUCCGCUCCUUAUGCCGCUCCUUACCAGAAACCUCCAAAGGAAGACUCCCACUCUCACUCCGGCGGGGGCAGCGGUGCUGCUACCGCAUACCCACCGCCGUCCUACGCGAGUCCUUUCGCAUCACUUCUGCCGUCGACAUUCCCUCCUGGCACCGAUCCAAGCAUCGUUGCAUGCUUUCAGGUUGCUGAUCAGGACGGAAGCGGUUUGAUCGAUGAUAAGGAAUUGCAGAGGGCUUUGUCUUCUUACAAUCAGAGCUUUAGCUUGAGAACUGUUCAUCUUCUCAUGUAUCACUUCACCAACACCAAUGUCAAGAAGAUAGGACCCAAGGAAUUUACUUCUCUAUUUUACAGUCUUCAGAGCUGGAGGGGAAUAUUUGAGAGAUUUGAUAAGGACAGGAGUGGAAAAAUCGAUUCAAAUGAGUUGCGAGAUGCGCUGCUAAGUUUGGGUUAUGCUGUUUCUCCUGUGGUAUUGGAUUUGCUAGUCUCCAAGUUUGACAAAACUGGUGGCAAAAACAAGGCUAUCGAAUAUGACAAUUUCAUUGAGUGCUGUCUUACUGUGAAGGGGCUAACUGACAAAUUCAAGGAGAAGGAUACUGGGUAUACUGGCUCUGCAACAUUUUCCUAUGAGGCGUUUAUGCUGACUGUCCUGCCAUUCCUAAUAGCUUAGGAGUUAGUAUAGUAAUGGUGCAUGUCAAAUGACUAUGUAAAUUUCCUGGCGCAGUACUUUGGUUUGGAGGUAGAUGUGUGCGCGCUGUCGAAUGAAUUACUUUGAAUAUGCUCUUGUUAGCUCGUCUCCUGUUUCGCUUUUAAUAUGCUUUUCAUUAGCAUUUUGCUACUAGUAAAAACAAAUCCUAAAAUACUAUGUUUUCAGCUAUGGUGAUAAAUCUCUUUUGGUACCUUAUGAAGUGGAGUCAUGAAAUUGAGUUUCCUUGGUAA